Molecule: messenger RNA, 873 nt
Organism: Dama dama (fallow deer)
Lineage: Eukaryota; Metazoa; Chordata; Mammalia; Artiodactyla; Cervidae
Product: sterile alpha motif domain-containing protein 1-like
Exons: 1
Coding region: 1-873 (290 amino acids)
Source: RefSeq, a predicted model, not a curated record
AUGCCGUGGGCGCAGCCGACCCGCGGACCCGCGACCCGGGGCCGGGAAGGGCCGCUGCCCCCGCCUCCCACUUCAGCCCGAAGGAGUCCCGCCGCCCCCUCGUCGGGCGGCCCGCCAACCUUACAGACGUGGGUGCGGGACUCCCGCCGCUCCGGGGACCUUAGGUCGGACCUGGGCGGGACCGGGAAGGACUGGACGGGGCGGAGACCGAGCAGGGGGCGAGCAGGUAGCGCCGGGAAGGAGACACGCCCGCCGGGCCGGCCGGGUCGGGGGAGGGGAGAAGUUUCCCCCGAACUUCCCGACUCGGAGCGGCGGGGGCGGGAGCGGCGGCGCCUCCGGGCGCGCGCGGCGCCGGGCCUAGCGCUGCGGGGCCGGGGGUCGGCCGCCUCCGCCCGCGGGGACCCCGCCGGCUCCUUACCUGCGCCCCGGCCGCGCUCGCAUGAGUCGCCGCAGCAGCGGGGAAGGGUGGCGGGGAGGAGGCAGCGGGCGGAGAUCAGGCCCGCGGCGCCCGCUCCCGUCCUCCACCUCCUCGUCCCGGGCGCCGGACGGCAGCGACGACGGCACAGCCGGCCUCUGGCUCUCCACUUGAGGAGGAGGGAAUUCCCGGGCUCCGCACCCCGCGGCCUCACGCUCCACCUUCUCCCCGCGCGGGGCCCGCCCUCACUCCCGGCCCCGCCCCCCGUGCCGGCCCGGGGGGCGGGGGCUACCUGCGCGCGCGGUCACCGGCUCACCGGAACUCGCGCCGCGCCCGACCCGGCUCCGGCGAACCCGCCUUCCGGCGCCGCUGUCGCCGCCGCCGCCGCCGCGCGCGCCCCCUCGGGGGGCGGGCCGCCCCUCCCGCGGUCGCCGUCUGCGGGGAGACCGAGUCGCUAA